Molecule: messenger RNA, 1284 nt
Organism: Aplosporella prunicola CBS 121167
Lineage: Eukaryota; Fungi; Ascomycota; Dothideomycetes; Botryosphaeriales; Aplosporellaceae
Exons: 2
Coding region: 1-1284 (427 amino acids)
Source: RefSeq, a predicted model, not a curated record
AUGCAGGUGCAUGCCGUUCCUGAAUCUGAACGCGCAUUUGAUGCGACUGGUCGCCAGCUCCCUUGGGGCUACGAGUACCCGGAUAACGAACACGGCCAACGUCGCCAUGUUGAAGAGCGAGGCCCAUUCGGAAGAGCGACACGGAGACGCGGUCUGUCGCGUAGCAAGACUACGGGCACACCGGCGCGCAAAGAAGACCAGGCGCAGGCAGAAAACACGAAGUACAUAGACAGCAUCUUUACCAACCUCAAGACACAACCCUCUUCGCAAGAUACCGCCGCCGCGCCCGCCGCAUCUACGCAGACCGCCGCCGCACCCGCUUUAGCUGCGAACCAAACGCCAGGCGCUGGCGAACCCACUGAGGUCAUACUCUACGGGUUUAGCACUGAUACCCAGUGGGCUGCGAUUGCCCACUACGAGAAGAUUUCCGGGGGCAUCGUGUACGAAGAUUAUGACCGGCACCCACCCACGUCCAAGUACAAUGUACCUCUCAGCACGAACCGGGCGCUUGCAGCGCGUAGUCUCUCAGCAGCAGCAUUGAAGAAGAAGAACACGUACAGCGGCGGCGACCACUGGAUCAAGGUCACGUUUGACUCGGCCGAGGCGGCAGACCGCGCCUGCCACUACACUCCGCACACCAUCCACGGCCACUCUGUCUAUGCCGAGUUGUACCGCGGCACAGGACCACAACACGGCGAUAUUGCCAUACCGCCCACGCACGCCGCAUUCAACAGCAUAGCAAGCUCUCCCACCAUGUCCAGCGCGACGAUACGCGGCUCCAACGCCUCACCAAACACGUCCGAGACGGCCUCGUCGGCGACCGCAACCGGGCCCUCCGCUCCUCCUACCAUUCGCAACCGGUCCGCGCCCUCGUCCUUCCGCUCAGCACUCACCAACGAUGCUGCCGCGACCACGUCCUCGGACGCCUCCACCGGCGCCUUCAUUCAACGGCCCCCGGGCGCUCCGCAAGCACAGCCUGGCACCGAGCCGCCCGCGCCUCCCGCGCCCCUUGCCCCUCUCCGCGUCCGCGGCGCAAAGCGCGCAGUCCUGCUGCCGGCCGAGCAAGCCCUGCUCCCCGUCGGCAGCUUUUGGAGCCAGAUGUUUGGGUCGUGGCCGAUUCUGGGAUUGUUGUUUGGUGGUGGCACGGACGUGAUCGGCAGCGAGGUCCCAAGAACAGAGGAUGGAAGCUUCGAUUGGGCCACUGCGAGCUUCUAUUGGAAAGUCUGGGCGUGGAUUGAUGCGUGGCUUGGGACAGACUUUUUGGGGAUUGGUGGGGACGAGUAA